Lepisosteus oculatus (spotted gar) is the source of this 4653-nucleotide messenger RNA. The record is from RefSeq and is a predicted model, not a curated record. Lineage: Eukaryota; Metazoa; Chordata; Actinopteri; Semionotiformes; Lepisosteidae.
UUUAACAUAGCCAUCUUGUCGAGUGAGAGAGAGAGAGAGGAAGGGAGGCAGUUUUGUGAAUUUAAGUUCCCGAGGAGUGUGGUGGAAAAAAAAAGAGAGAGAAGGGCUGGGGGUUACAGGGGAAAGUCAGAUCAGCUGCGAUUUUCCGCUCCUUCCCACGUCCCGGGGCUGUCGCGCUCGCCACGGCGGGGAUCAGGCGGAGAAACCCGUGUUUUUUUUUUACAGGAUGUCGUACACGCUGGUUCCCAGGUAGAGAAGUGUUACAGAACGGGAGAGUGGAGGGGGAGCGGGCCCGCCUCAGACUAAAGUAUCUAUAGCGGCUGGGGGACCCGUGCCUGCGACAGCGGCCUGCUGACAACUCCGGAGCCGGGACCUCACCUGACGGAGCAGGCCGGCGCUCGGACAGCGGCGAGACGGGCAGGAACUGCGCCGCCGGGGCCCGCAGGAGGAUCGGUGCUGUAUCGGGGGUAUUUUCCACCCCCAGUUUUUUUUAAAGUCGUGCGAAAGCAACAGGAGGGAAGAGAGAGGAAAAUGACGUCCAGUCAGGUCGCUAACAGUUAUAAACUGUGAAAUCGUUACCUUUUUUUUUUUUACACUCGCCGUUGUGUGCGUCCUGCUUCGCUAAGACUCUGCGUACUACUUUUCUUUAAAAAAAAAAACCCAUCUCGGGAAGACAAGAGACAGAGGGGGAGAAAGACGGGGGGGUGCCGGGUUUUUUUCCAUCCGAGGUCUCUCAAAAUGUCUAAAAUGCCGGCGAAGAAGAAGAGUUGUUUCCAGAUCACCAGUGUCACGCAGGCUCAGGUGGCGGCCAGCAGCAUCACGGACGACACGGAGUCUCUGGACGACCCGGACGAGUCCCGGACCGAAGACGUGUCCUCGGAGAUCUUCGACGUGUCCCGGGCGACCGACUUCGAGCAGGAGGGCGUCUGCGAGCGGAGCUCGUCGGAGGAGACCCUCAACAACGUCGGGGAGACUGAGGCCGCGGCGGCGGCGGCGGCACCGGCGGCGCACAUACCUCAGGAUGGGCAGCUACAGGCGGCGACGGGUCCCCCGAACGGGGGUUUCGCUCUCAGAAGCACAGCCCUGACGGGCUCCAUUCAGGGCGAUCCGCACGUUUUGGGAGCGGCGGCCCAGCCCCCUAACACCACCACCCCCCCCGCCCCUACCCCCACUACCCCCGCUGGGGUCGUGCAGCAGCUCUCCACGCCCGUCGGUGCUGGCGGGCCUGUCGGUGUGGCCCCCGGCACGUCCCCGGCGCCCCCCCCCGCCGCGGCCGGCUCCUCCGCUUCGGCCGUGACGGCCUGCAGCUCCCGCUUCAGGGUCAUCAAGCUCGAUCACGGUACUGGGGAGCCCUUCCGGCGGGGCAGGUGGACUUGCACGGAGUUCUACGAGAGGGAUUCCGAAGGCUCGGUUAUUGCCCGGACUGUGGACAGCAUUAAGCACGCCAGUACCUUGGACCACAACGCGGACAGGGACAGUGGGCUUGGUGCCACCGGCGGGUCGGUGGCGGCCCCUGGCAUGCACUCGGUGCCGGGGCCAGACCUGGCCUGUGAGGGGUCAUUCGCUGCCAUGUCCCACCUGCAGCAGGUGGAGCAGCAGCAGCAGCAGCAGAGCUACGGCGUGGGGCUCCCGAACGUCAGCGGCCCGAUGGCGCACAGUGCUUUCCAGCCCCCUGGGUACCCCGCGCUGCCCGCCGUGGCCCAGGGCCUGCUGCCCCACGCGCACAGCAACGGGAUGAGCGUGCCCCUGCCGCCAGUGCAGAAGCUGCCCGGCGGGCCCCCCGCGGCGAGCCAGUCCCAGCAGUUUGCCUACCCUGCCCAGCCUCAGCAGCUCCCCCCCGGCCACCUCCUGCCCGGCCAGCAGCCGCCUUUGAUGCCCAGCAGCCAGUCGGAUUACCGGCAGCAGCAGUCGCCGAGCGUGCCUACCACCGUGCCCGCUGCCUCCAGCACUCCUGUCUCCAUGCCAAACGCCCUGCCCGCGCUGGGCCCUCCCCAGGCGCAGGGGCCCCAGGGGGGCGCGCCCGUGGGGGGCUUGGUCAUGCCCGGGCCGGGAGGGGCCGUCCUGCCGCAGGGCUUCGGCCAGUUCCCGGCCCAGACCGCGGUCGGCCAGGCGGAAGGUAACCGAAGGAAGUCCGAUGCCCUACCUCAGCCUCUCGCCACCUCCGGGAAGGAUCCGGCGAGGCCCCUGGCCACAGAGCCCCUGCAGCUGCCCGCCGCCACCCCAGUGAACAACCUGACCCCCACCGUGUUUGGCAUCCCUAUUCCCAUUGACGGGGAUGAAGACAGGAACCCCUCCACGGCUUUCUUCCAAGCCUUCCCGUGUCACAGGCCGCGGGAUUCAAAGAGCCCCUGUGGCAGUACAUCCGGAGCGAGCGUUGUAGCCAUCGAUAACAAAAUAGAGCAGGCGAUGGACCUGGUGAAGAGCCACCUGAUGUACGCCGUGCGGGAGGAGGUGGAGGUGCUGAAGGAGCAGAUCAAGGAGCUGUACGAGAGGAACUCUGUGCUGGAGCGGGAGAACGCGCUGCUCAAGUCCCUGGCCAACACCGAGCAGCUGUCGCAGCUCUCGGUGCAAAUCGCGAACCCCAGCGGCACCCCGCCGCCGGGCCCGGCCCCCGCCGAGGCCGGCCCCCCGGCCCCCCACCAGCAGCCCAACGCCUCGUCCGCGUGAAGCCCCCCCCCGGCCCCCCGCGCGGGGCGGGGGGGGAAAGAGAACGGAAGUAGAGGAAAAAAAUACGAGUCUUGUCCGCCACCAGUGUUCUUACCAGUCUUCAAGCGAAGAGCCAUGCUUCAGAGUGCGUGCAGUCAUUGGCCUUCCCAGUAUUAGACAAUCAUCCUGCAAGAGCUUUCUGUGUCCUGCCCAUCUCGCGCGGCGCCGCGGGUGCAGCGCACAGGGAAGGGGUGGGCGUCUGGCGGAGAUGGCUGUACCUGGAAGAGGGCCGAGCUGUGGGUGGUACUUCUCAUCCUUUUUUUUUUUAAGGCUUGCUUGCGGGGUUUUUUUUUGUGGAAACCUUAGUUGGUCAAUGGAGCUGUCUUCAUGUUGUAAGAAGUGCGAGUCUGUUUUAAGAGCCCACCAUACUUCAACAUGAGUUAGAAAAAAAAAAAUUACAUCCAUUCAGUUUUUACUGUUUUUGCUGUUUAUUUAUUACAGGGCUGCUAUUUUCGUAAUGUAAAUGAACAAUGUCACAGAAUCAUUUUGAAAGGAAAGUUCUGAACGUUCUGAAAUGUAAAGUAAUCUGAAAUGAAAUGGAUGAGCGGUAUUGCAGAGAGAUAGUAAAAUGUAGGCAAUAAUAAAGAAAUUCCUGGUGUAGUACUAACACUAACGGCAAUUUUAUUUUUGGGAUUAUUUACAAUAGUUAAGACCCAGUUUGAAUGUACAUUUUGUAUAGAGUGUAAAGUAUAAAAGAGCAUAGCAAGUUUGUACAGGUUAACAUCAGUUAUCUUAAACCAAUCUCUGGUGGGCUGUUUUGAUGAAGAGAACUAUGCCGUGUCUGUUGCUAGUUUCUUUAAGAACAGGUGAUUGCCAUUAUGCCCUAAACCUUUUUUAAAUAAAUCUUGUGCAUUCUGGAGGGGUGGGGGGAAUUGGGGGAAAAAAAGCUGUGAAAUUGUUCAACCUACUUUGUAACCAAAGAUGCAAAGCUGUGUAAUUCAAUUUUAUUUUGUAAUGCACACUCUAUACGUAUUUUUUAGUUUUGUUACUUUCUCCUUCACAACAAAAAAAGAAAAUCUUUUGUUGCUGUUUAGCAUGUUCUGCAUGAUCUGUAAUCUUCAAACCACUUUCUUACCUCAUGUUUUUAUUCAGCACUCUUAUUGUAAGUAGUCUGUGAACAAUGUUGAUGAAAUAACCGAACGAAGAGCUGGCAGUGAUGGAGGUGAAUCUAGUGGGGAUGCACACUAGUCAGAGAAAUGAAGUGAGCCAUCUUUUGUUCAUUUAAAUGGUGUUUUGAAUUUCAUAUGCAGAAAAAACGUUUUGUUACAUUGCAAAUUUUAAUGUAUUUAAUAAAUGCAACAUUCAGAUUCCAAGUGUAGUGUACACUGAGUAUUUAAAGGGCCCCUGAGUGGUCAUUACACUCUUUUAAGACCUUAUUUGCUAAAUUGAAAUUGUACAUUUUGUCAAUUCGAUUUGUUUUUCCUAGACUGAAUAAAUACAAGACAGUUGCACGUGCUAAGGGUGCAAUAUAGACUUUUUCCACUGUAACCUUUCAAUUUUCCUCAGCAAUCCCCUUUAAAAUUGUUUUGUUUCUGCAUAAUCAAAAUACCUUAGACAGCUUGAGGGUAUUUAAAAGACCAAUGUCUUUCGAUGCUCAUUAAAAAGGCAUGAAUCGCUGCUCACUGUCUUACUGAAUCCUGAAUGGGUAGUGGAUGUCUGGAUCAAAACCUGCAGCACUGGUACAUGUCAAAACCAUCCUGCACCUUCUGUCUUCCCUGUAAGAUCUGGAUCGUGCCCUCCCGUCAGUGGAGAAUGGCAUGUGUCACUGUCCCUGCUGUUUGCUGUGUAGCUCUCGUGAUUCCUGAGUGAAAUAUUUGUGGUCAAGAUUCCUCCUCGGCGCUGCUUUUUUUUGCAGAAGGUUCAUGCUCCAGUCUUUGCUCUUGGGCCUUACUUGUGCAUUGAAGUUGACAAACUGGAAGGUAUUAAAUUUUCUAUCUGGAGAAAGUG